UGCUUUAAUUAGUUCUUUUAUUCUGUUUUUUUUUUUUUUCCCCUUUAAGUGCCUAGUGGAGGGGUUAAAAUAGCCCUAGUCCAGACAAGGGGCUAUCAGUCUCCUAUUGAGUCCUGUAGUACGAGGGAGUGGAGAGUGAGAGGGGAGGAAGGAAGUGAAGGGGGCAGAGUCACUGGGAGUGAGGAUAAGGUACUGAGGGCAGUGAGAGCAGCCACCUUACAGCACGUUCCUGAGGAGAGCUGGCUUCUUACAUGACUACUGCAGCAGCAGCAGACACAUCCUCCUAACACAUACCGGCUGCCCUGUGUAAUAACUCUCAGCCCUCUUCUCUGCAAGGAAGAGCCCCGGCUGGGACCCACUCCCCUGGCCAUGCUGGCCGCCACCUGUAACAAGAUCGGCAGCCCCAGCCCGUCCCCGUCCUCCCUGUCGGACAGCUCCGGCUCCUUCGGGAAAGGAUUCCACCCCUGGAAACGCUCAUCGUCCGCCUCCUCCUCCGGCAGCUGCACCCUGGGCUCCGGCUCCCUCUCCGGCUUCGGCGGCUCCUCACACCGGGUUGGCUCGUCUUCCUCCAGCGCAGCGGCGGCGGCAGCAGCUGCAGCCGCUGCGGCGGCCGCUGCCCUGGUCUCGGACUCGUUCAGCUGCGGGGGCUCCCCGGGAUCCAGCGCCUUCUCCCUGACCUCCUCCGGAGGGGGCGGUGGAGGGGGCGGCGGCGGCGGGUCGGUCUCUGCAGCCUCUCCUUUCGCUAACGAGUACUCGGUGUUCCCGGUGAGCGGGGGAUCCCAGGAGGCGGCGGCAGCGGCUGCAGCAGCAGCGGCCGCCGCCUCCCACCACCAGCCGGUCUUCCUGUCCAAGGUGCACGCCUCGGUGGACGGGCUGCAGAGCAUCUACCCCCGGGUGGGCAUGGCGCACCCCUACGAGUCCUGGUUCAAGCCAUCGCACGGCGGGGACGUCGGCGCUGCGGCCGCGGGAGGCGCCUCCAGCUGGUGGGAGGUCGGGGCCGGCUGGAUAGACGUGCAGAGCCCCGGAGCCGGAGCGGCGCUGCACCCGGGCACCCUGCAGAGCUCCCUGCACUCCCCGCUGGGCGGAUACGGCUCUGACUACACCGCCGCCGGCUUUGGACACUUCACCACCGGGGGAGGCGGAGGAGGCGGCGGCGGAGGAGCCGGGGGUGGCGGCGGCGGAGCCGGAGGGACCCCCGGGGGCCACUUGCUAAGCCCGGCAGGGCAGCACCUGAUGGAUGGAUUUAAGCCAGUCAUAGGCCCCGGGAGCUACCCUGACCCGUCCUCCUCCCCCCUCUCCGCCAGCUCCAUGCUGGCCCCCACCGGCCCACUGGGGGGCUCCCCCCGCUCCUCGGCCCGCCGCUACUCGGGAAGAGCCACCUGUGACUGCCCCAACUGCCAGGAGGCGGAGCGGCUGGGGCCCGCGGGGGCCAGCCUGCGGAGGAAGGGCCUGCACAGCUGCCACAUCCCAGGCUGCGGCAAGGUGUACGGCAAGACCUCGCACCUGAAGGCGCACCUGCGCUGGCACACCGGGGAGCGGCCCUUCGUCUGCAACUGGCUCUUCUGCGGCAAGAGGUUCACCCGCUCCGAUGAGCUGCAGCGGCACCUGCGCACCCACACCGGGGAGAAGCGCUUCGCCUGCCCGGUCUGCAACAAGCGCUUCAUGCGGAGCGACCACCUCAGCAAGCACGUCAAGACUCACAGCGCGGGGGCCGGCGGCGGACCGGGCAGCGGGGGCCCGGGCAGCGGGGGCAAGAAGGGCAGCGACACCGACAGUGAGCACAGCCCUUCGGCCAGCCCGCACUGCCAUUCCCCAGAGCUGCUGCACCCCACGGACAGGAACGGUCUAGAGUGAGAGCUAUGGACCCUCUACCCCCUCCCCUCAAACUAUCCUGCAAUACAAACUAGUACCAGUCUCUGUGCCCCCCUGCCACCCUGUAACUGAGGACAUGGACAUUGCAUUGUGCCCUGGACACUUGCAGGGUUCCCUCACACCUCAGCGCUGUUUUACUGCUGAGGACACCAUCCACCAUCACAAGGAAUUGUUUAUAAAUCCAGCCGCAAAUUACCCCCUGGAAGUGCUGGAAGAAUUGUUUCAAAGGACCCAAUACCUGGAGUUGAACUUGUGGAAAGGACCCAAUGUCAUGGGCAGAGUCCUGACUGUUUCCAGGCUUCGUGAUUCACUUUUGAAUGUAGUCUUGAAAUUAUGUUAUUAAGGGUCAUUGUUUUUAUUGUACUCUUGAAAUUUAUCAUCCAGGAUUUUAUUCCCCCCCCCCCCCCUAUCUCACCCCCACACCAUGGACAGCGAAGCUUACCCCAAGCCUAACUGCUCAGGUCCUGUUUAAUGAACUGUGUGCAAUGGAGCAACAAUUUCACCACUCAGAAACUUUUCCAAGCUGCUGCCUGUAUUAUAGUAGGUGCAACAAUGCACUGGGAUAUUUCAGAAGUAAACAGGUAACCAACUGACCAAUCCACUGGAAUCCACUAAUGAAUGUUGGUAUGUUAGUUUUCUUGCUUUACACUGAUAACUAGGAACUAUUUGUUUUGUGGGUCAGUAACCCUUUCAUGCCAACUGGUGAUUUAUCAAAAAGGUCAUAAAGAACUGAUCAGCAACUUGUAACAAGGUAAACCAGGGGGUUGUGCCAGCGUAUUCCUGUGUAGGGCAAUCCUUCUAAUCUCCCAGUGUCAACCUAUUUUACAAUGUAUCUAUAACUGAGAUUUUAUUUGUUAUAAUUGGUUUCUGUGUACUACACCUCUGGAAGAUUUAUUUCAAUCUGUUUUAACCCUCAGACCUAAACUCUGACCUUUUAAAACCCUUAUAGAAAUAUUACCCAAUUUAAUGCAAACUCUUGGCCAAAGGGUCACACUCUACAUAAAUGAUAUACCUAUAGACAGUCCUUAUAGUGGAGAAACUCACACGGGUUAACAGCAACACAAUAAGUGGGAGAGAGGGACAAGAGUACUGAAGUCGAUUUUGUAUAGUAUUUUUCUUGUAUAUUAAUUACAGUAAAUAUUUGAAAAUAUAUAGGAGUACAAAUGAGUUUCUUUUUGUCACAAAAAUACUUGCUUUCUGUCGCAGAUCACUGCAGUCUUUUUUUAUUAUAAUUCUAAUUAUUUUGUUUCUUGAAGUGUACAUCGAACAGAAAAUGCACUUUGAUGAUCUAGGUUUUGCUUGAAAUGACUUUAGAUAGAUAUGAACUGUAACUAAGCAGACACUAUUUCAUUAAUGCUGAAUGACAUUUAAUUUUCCUAAGCAUGUACUUUUGCUGGCAGUUCAGAUAUAGCUAAAAGUGAGAGUCCUUUAUUUCAGUACCAGUGGGUUGGGUACAAAAAAACCUCAUGUUUUAAAUAAAUUUGUCAGAGUGAAACUGAACUGUCGUUGGCCUGUUGUAUUUCCUACUUUAUAAAAAAAAUCACCCCAGACCUAAAUGUUUAUAGCUACUGACAACACUACAUUCAUAGUUUGCAAGUACUGCAGACUGUACUCCUUGUUGUAAUGUUGAAAUAAUUUGAAUAUUUCACAUUGAAAUGGAAAAAAAAACUUUCACUGGGACGUUUUAGAUUGCAUUAUAAAUGCAUGAGAUGUAUUUGAUUUUAUUUGUAAUAUUUUAAA
This is a messenger RNA of Pseudophryne corroboree (corroboree frog), 3612 nucleotides long. RefSeq names its product Sp8 transcription factor (gene SP8). Gene Ontology annotation, molecular function: RNA polymerase II cis-regulatory region sequence-specific DNA binding; DNA-binding transcription factor activity, RNA polymerase II-specific. Gene Ontology annotation, biological process: regulation of transcription by RNA polymerase II. The coding region runs from base 370 to 1854 and encodes 494 amino acids. NCBI's taxonomy places the organism in Eukaryota, Metazoa, Chordata, Amphibia, Anura, Myobatrachidae. The transcript has 2 exons. The record is from RefSeq and is a predicted model, not a curated record.